CGCGCUGAAUGUAGGGCCGCGCGCUCUGCCUGCUCAGCUGGCCGCAGAGAUCUCCGCGGUUUCGGAGCAACUUCGCGGCGGGCUGGGAGGCCCAGCACUGCGGCUGGCAAGAUGAGUUCAGGCACCCCACCUCCGAGCCCCUCUGGCCCACCUCCUCCACCCGCACCACAGCCCCAGGCGCGGGCCCGGCUCAAUGCCACCGCUUCACUGGAGCAGGACAAGACUGACCCGCCUCGAGCUCCCAGACCUCAGAUUGACCCCAGUGCUGGACAAAGUGCCGGGGAAGCGGCCACUCCAGAGCCUCGGGCUCCUCAGACCGGCAGCCGAGAAGCAGCAGAUAGAGCUGGCCCCAUGAAGGCAGAUGCGGAGAUCCCCUUUGAAGAAGUCCUGGAGAAAGCCAAGGCUGGAGACCCCAAAGCACAGACAGAGGUGGGCAAACACUACCUCCGACUCGCCAAUGACGCAGACGAAGAACUCAACAGCUGCUCAGCCGUGGCCUGGCUAAUCCUGGCGGCCAAGCAGGGCAGGCGGGAGGCCGUGAAGCUCCUGAGGCGGUGCCUAGCUGACCGGAAAGGCAUCACUUCUGAGAAUGAGGCUGAGGUGAAGCAGCUGUCCUCUGAGACCGACCUGGAAAGGGCCGUGCGCAAGGCCGCCCUGGUGAUGUACUGGAAACUCAACCCCAAGAAGAAGAAGCAGGUGGCUGUGUCGGAGCUGCUGGAGAAUGUCGGGCAGGUCAACGAGCAGGAUGGAGGGGCUCAGCCAGGCCCGGUCCCCAAGUCCCUGCAAAAGCAGAGGCGCAUGCUGGAGCGCCUCGUCAGCAGUGAAUCCAAGAACUACAUUGCUCUGGACGAUUUCGUGGAGCUCACCAAGAAGUACGCCAGGGGCAUCAUCCCCACCAACCUGUUCCUGCAGGAUGAGGAGGAGGAGGACGAGCUGGCGGGGAAGAGCCCCGAGGACCUGCCACUGCGCCAGAAGGUGGUGAAGUACCCCUUACACGCCAUCAUGGAGAUCAAAGAGUACCUGAUUGACGUGGCCUCCAAGGCAGGCAUGCACUGGCUCUCCACCAUCGUGCCCACCCAUCACAUCAACGCCCUCAUCUUCUUCUUCAUCAUCAGCAACCUAACCAUCGACUUCUUUGCCUUCUUCAUCCCCCUGGUGGUCUUCUACCUGUCCUUCGUGUCCAUGGUCAUCUGUACGCUCAAGGUGUUCCAGGACAGCAAGGCUUGGGAGAACUUCCGCACGCUCACCGACCUGCUGCUGCGCUUCGAGCCCAACCUGGACGUGGAACAGGCGGAAGUGAACUUCGGCUGGAACCACCUGGAGCCCUACGUCCACUUCCUGCUGUCUGUCGUCUUCGUGAUCUUCUCUUUCCCGCUGGCCAGCAAGGACUGCAUCCCCUGCUCGGAGCUGGCCGUCAUCUCCGCCUUCUUCACGGUGACCAGCUACAUGAGCCUGAGCAGCUGCGCCGAGCCCUAUACCAGGCGGGCCCUGGUCACCGAGGUGGCUGCUGGCUUGCUGUCCCUUCUGCCCACCGUGCCCGUGGACUGGCGCUUCCUGAAAGUGCUCGGCCAGACGUUCUUCACCGUGCCCGUGGGCCACUUCGUCAUCCUGAACGUGAGCCUCCCCUGCCUGCUCUAUGUCUAUCUCUUUUACCUCUUCUUCCGCAUGGCCCAGCUGAGGAGCUUCAAGGGCACCUACUGCUACCUGGUGCCCUACCUGGUGUGCUUCAUGUGGUGUGAACUGUCCGUGGUCAUCCUGCUCCAGUCCACUGGCCUGGGCUUGGUCCGCGCCUCCAUCGGCUACUUCCUCUUCCUCUUUGCCCUCCCCAUCCUGGUGGCCGGCCUCGCCCUGAUGGGCACGGUGCAGUUUGCCCGAUGGUUCCUGUCGCAGGAUCUCACCAAGAUCAUGGUCACCACAGUGAUCUGCGGCGUACCCCUGCUUUUCCGCUGGUGGACCAAGGCCAAUUUCUCGGUGAUGGGGAUGGUCAAGUCCCUGACGAGGAGCUCCAUGGUGAAGCUCAUUCUUGUGUGGCUCACCGCUAUCCUCCUCUUCUGCUGGUUCUAUGUGUACCGCUCAGAAGGCAUGAAGGUCUACAAUUCCACACUCACCUGGCAGCAGUAUGGCUUCCUGUGUGGGCCACGGGCCUGGAAGGAGACUAACAUGGCUCGGACCCAGAUCCUGUGCAGCCACCUGGAGGGCCACAGGGUCACGUGGACAGGCCGCUUCAAGUAUGUCCGAGUGACGGAGAUCGACAACAGCGCCGAGUCGGCCAUCAACAUGCUCCCGUUCUUCCUGGGCGACUGGAUGCGCUGCCUGUACGGAGAGGCCUACCCGUCCUGCAGCUCCGGGAACACGUCCACAGCUGAGGAGGAGCUCUGCCGCCUCAAGCAGCUGGCCAAGCACCCCUGCCACAUCAAGAAGUUUGACCGCUACAAGUUUGAGAUCACAGUGGGCAUGCCCUUUGGCACCAACGGCAACCGUGGCCACGAAGAGGAUGACAUCACCAAGGACAUUGUCCUACGCGCCAGCAGCGAGUUCAAGGAUGUGCUGCUGAACCUGCGCCAGGGCAGCCUCAUCGAGUUCAGCACCAUCCUGGAGGGCCGCCUGGGGAGCAAGUGGCCCGUCUUCGAGCUCAAGGCCAUCAGCUGCCUCAACUGCAUGACACAGCUGUCCCCCGCCCGGAGGCACGUAAAGAUCGAGCAGGACUGGCGCAGCACGGUGCACGGGGCCCUCAAGUUUGCCUUCGACUUCUUCUUCUUCCCAUUCCUGUCUGCCGCCUGAGGAGUGUCUGCCACUGGAGGAGGCUUCGGUGCAUGUUGCUGUGAGGUCCUUCCAUGUGGCCACCCAGCCAGCUGGAGCAGCGCUGUGCCUGGCGUGUGCAUGUGUGUUUGUGUGUGUGUGCGUGCGUGUGUGCGUGCGUGUGUGUGCGUGCGUGCGUGUGUGUGUGUGUGUGCGUGCGUGCGUGUGUGCAUAUGCGUGCGUGCGCAUGUGUGUGCGUGUGUGCGCGUGUGUAUGCAUAUGUGUGCGUGCGUGCAUGUGUGCAUAUGCGCGCGCGCGUGUGUGUGUGUGUGUGUGUGUGUGUGUGUGUGUGUGUGUGUGUCUACUCUGCUCUCAUGUGCUUAGAUCCCAUGAGAUGCCAGGCUCUGUGCUCGCCUGUAGACGGCUGGUCCUGCUGGAGGGUGGUUUUCUUUAGCACUGUCCACUUUGAAUGCCGUGUCAUAAGAAAUCGCAUGCUAGCUUCCCUCACGAUCCCGCCCUUCCCCCACAGAGCUGGAACUCCGAGCCUGGCCCCAAAGACCCUCUGUCACGAAGAGCACUUUACAGUUAAGAAUCUUCCUCUCCAGUUCUUCCUGCCUCCUUCUAGCCCUUUCUUUACUUUGUGUUGGAUUUGUUUCAAAGAACCAAAUCCGUGUCUAUGUACACUUUAUGGUAGCAUUUCUUAUUUAUUUGGUUGCUGCUAAGCCUUGACAGUGGUCCGCCUUCCUGGGUUGUCCCCAGUGGUCACAUCCUGCCUGGCUUCCUACUUGGGUAUAGCAUGUCCAAACUGAACACUACAGCCUGCCUUGGAGCUGGCCUGUCUCUGGGGAUGGUAGGGAGUUUGUGGGGAUUUCUUCUGAGUACCCCAGGACUUGGGAAACAAUGCGAGAGUGUCUAUUCAGUACACAGGUAAGCUUGGCUAUGUUCGGUAUAGCAGAGCCAAAAGCAAAGUUCUAAGGCGGCCGAAAUAAAAGCUUUGGAACCUACA
Molecule: messenger RNA, 3745 nt
Organism: Apodemus sylvaticus (European woodmouse)
Lineage: Eukaryota; Metazoa; Chordata; Mammalia; Rodentia; Muridae
Gene: Wfs1
Product: wolframin ER transmembrane glycoprotein
Exons: 8
Coding region: 112-2781 (889 amino acids)
Biological process (GO): calcium ion homeostasis; endoplasmic reticulum unfolded protein response
Cellular component (GO): endoplasmic reticulum membrane; endoplasmic reticulum
Molecular function (GO): protein binding
Source: RefSeq, a predicted model, not a curated record